Messenger RNA from Phycodurus eques (leafy seadragon), 2286 nucleotides. It is a transcript of the gene gpnmb, whose product is annotated as glycoprotein (transmembrane) nmb. The record is from RefSeq and is a predicted model, not a curated record. Gene Ontology annotation, molecular function: integrin binding. The transcript has 12 exons. NCBI's taxonomy places the organism in Eukaryota, Metazoa, Chordata, Actinopteri, Syngnathiformes, Syngnathidae. The coding region runs from base 161 to 1993 and encodes 610 amino acids. Gene Ontology annotation, biological process: cell adhesion.
UCACAUGUCUAUGUGCUCACCAGCACUAGAUUCAAUUAUUGCAAACAAACACGCAAAUCACAGCAGGGCGAGCGGAGUAGUGGGAGAACAUCACGCCUGAGCUCAACAUCCACUCAAGCACGCGGGGACGACUGUAACUUUGUUGGUUCUGAUUUUCGAGAUGGGAGUCUUGAAAUAUAUUUUUCUUCUCGCCUGCAUCUCCUUCAUUUACCAAGCGGAUGGACGCAAAACAUAUGCUGACAUGUUCCCCCACAAGCACACCGCAGCAAGAAUGUCUCCUUUCCCCAUCCCACCCAUCCCAGUCUGGAAUCCUGACACCAUGCCAUGGGACGAUUACCUCUACCCGCCCUUUAAACCAAAGCCCAAGCAGCUCAUGCACAGACGAGAAGGCAAGCCCACAGUGCGCCUCACCAGCGACAGCCCCGCUCUCAACGGCUCCGUCAUCUCAUUCACGGCCAAGCUGGAGUAUCCCCCGUGCCAGAAGGAAGACGACAACGGGGAACUGGUGUGGGAUGAACACUGUGACGACGCUAACGGACAAGUGCGCUCGGGCUACGUGUACAACUGGACGUCCUUGAGGGAGGACUACGGCUUUGGGAAAUGUACUGACCCUACCAAGUGUAACGUGUUCCCCGAUGGGAAGCCCUUCCCCCAGAGUAACGAUUGGAGGCGCAAGAACUACGUCUACGUGUGGCACACGAUGGGACAAUAUUUCGAGAAAUGUGACGGCCACUCGUCCAGCCUGACCCUCAACACCUCCAGCAUCCCUCUGGGAGCAGAGGUCAUGGAGGUCAUGGUGUACCGUAAACGUGAACGCGGGAAGUACAGCCCCUUGAGUACUGACAACACAGUUUUCUACGUCACAGAAAUGAUCCCAGUGGUGGUGGACAUCUCCCAGAAGGCCGCGUUCAACGAGUCUGACAACAACGUGUUCUUCCGCGAUGAGGAUGUCGUCUUUCGAGUGCAUCUCCACGACCCCAGCGGUUACCUCAAGACCGCAGCGGCCAUCGACUACAUGUGGGACUUCAGGGACGGCAACCAGCUGGUGACCCACCGCGACGUGACCACGCACGCCUACGGCAAGGUGGGCAACGUGACCGUCAAGCUGGUGGUGGAGGCGGCGUUUCCAAUGGAGUGUCCACCUGCUGCCCCCACGUCCACACCGACACCGUCCCCUACUGAACGUUCCACGUCUCCACCAGCCAUCAUGACCACCCGCCAAGCUAUCUCAGUGAUAUCCAGCUCAUCUCCUGUCACCGUGACAACGGGUUUAACCAUCACAGAAGUCCUCCCGUCCGAUGUAUCCAGCACGACCCCGGAGUCGACUCCCUACUCUCUGCUUCGCAGCAAGCGUGUGCUCGAGGGCAACAGGUGUUUCCGCUACGUGCACGGGAUCUUCGUGGGGAACAUCAGCAUCAUCGAGCCCAAGCACCCAGUGAAGAGCAAGGCCAACAGCCGCAUUGUUGACGUGCUGGCUGCCAGAGUUACCAAGACUGAUAUUAGCUUCCUGGUGAAAUGCCUCGGCAGCAUCCCCACCUCGGCGUGCACCAUUGUGUCGGACCCCACGUGCACUUGGGUGCACAGCAUCAUGUGCAACGAAGUUCCUCCGUCCGCAGAGUGCGCGGUGAACCUGAGGAGAACUUUUCCACAGCCGGGGACCUACUGCGUCAACAUCACGCUGGAGGACUCUCGUAGCCUGACCCUGACCAGCACCAGUAUCACCAUCAACAAGUCCCAAGUGGCCCCUGAGUCUAAAAACCCUCAUACAACUGAGGUGAUCCUUUCUACAAGUGCCGUACUGGUAGCCUUCUUUGCAUUGAUUGCAUGUGUUGUUUACAGACGUUACAAGGUGUACCAGCCCAUUCGCAGGUCACCGGCGGAGGAUGCCGGCAGCCGUGCUGGGGUUGCAGGAGGCGUGAUGCGCUUGAGGGAGGCUCUCUUCCCCUCAAGCGAGGAGAGUCACCACCUGCUGACAGAGAGGGGUCCCGUCUAGGUGGCCCUCUGUCAUGGCACUUAAUGCCAAGGGUCAUACACAUUGAAUGGUGAAUCCACUGCAUAUAGAAAAUGAGGAUCAAACGCCAUUAAAUACUAAAGACGACAUUAUUCGUAUGAAAUUGUGUGUUGAGCUGUUGGCUAAAGGUCUACAUCAACUUUUUUUUUUUGUAAUCAAUUUGCAGAAGUAUAUUACGCAAUAUGGUGUUUAAACAGUUUCUAACGUUAAGUGUAAAGCGGUCAAGCUUGAAUUAGUAAUUCGAUGUUAAAAGAACAUGGACUCUAAUAAAAGCU